AUGCUUAUGAGAAUACUUUGUGGCUUUAUGAUAUACAAAAAUCAAACAAAAAAAUUAAUUACCACAAAUCUUCGUCAAUCAAUUAAACCGCAAUGGUCACCGAAUGGUGACUACAUUGCAUUAAUACCAAAAAAUCAUACUUCGGUACAAUCAGAACAAUAUAUUUAUUUAUAUUCUCUUAUAUCAGAUGAACUAUUUCCUAUUCAAAUUGAUAAAGAUAUUCUGUUAGCUUUUACGUGGUCUAACAAUGAUUCAUCUGUUUACAUAGCUGUUAAUGAUUUGUGGUCAAUAGAUAAAGAAAAUGAAUUAUAUAAAGAUGAAUGGAAAGAUGUUAUUCAAUAUCGACAACAUGUAGUGUGUAGUAAUAGUACAAUCUAUCGUAUUGAUCUCAAUUUAAACAAUCUUUCAUUACCUGUAGAAAGAAAUAUUGUUCGUAAUGUAUCCUUUCUUAUUAAUCAGUUAUUAUAUGUUUCCUAUGAAGAGCAACUCAUCGUCUCAUCCGUGUCGAAACUUAUCGAAAAUCUAAAUGAGUUUGAACUAUUUUCGAUUGAUCUUCGAAAUACAUCAAAAUUAUCAAAAUUGACAAAUAAUGAAGAAAUCGAAAUAGGAUUACAGUUAUCGAUUGAUGGUCAUCAUCUCCUGUUUCUUACAUUCAGUCUUAGUUCAAAUAAAGAAAAAUUUAAUAAUACACAAUAUAGUCUUUAUUCAUUAAANAACUUAUCGAAAAUCUAA
This is a messenger RNA of Rotaria sp. Silwood2, 732 nucleotides long. NCBI's taxonomy places the organism in Eukaryota, Metazoa, Rotifera, Eurotatoria, Philodinida, Philodinidae. The record is from the annotation of a GenBank genome assembly.